AAAAAAAAAAAGUCAUACUCACCGCAAGAACAUUGGAAGCGUCGCGUCGUAUGUUUAAAAGAUAAAAGUAUUAGUCCACUCACGAACUCGGCGGUACGCAGUAAACAUGGCCCCGGAAAUUAAAUACACCAAGUUGUUCAUUGACAACGAAUGGGUUGAUGCGAAAGAUGGCGAAACAUUUGAUACAUUCAGUCCACACGACGGAUCAGUCAUCGCUAAAGUAGCCAAAGGAAAAAAGGCUGAUAUUGACGCCGCAGUGGCAGCGGCGAAGCGUGCGUUCCAACGUAACUCAGAAUGGCGGUUGGCGGAUGCCUCGCAGCGCGGAAAACUACUUUACAAGUUCGCAGAUCUUAUUGAACGCGACUUCGAAUAUCUCGCGAAACUCGAGUCAUAUGACAAUGGCAUGGUUUAUAAAAAUUGCCUUAGAAUACUUUCAGGAAUUCCUGACAGUGUAAGAUACCUAGGCAGUCUGGCGGACAAAAUCCAAGGCGAUACAAUACCAACUGAUGGCGAUUCAUUCAGUUACACAUUGAAACAGCCCGUUGGAGUGUGCGGUCUCAUUUUACCCUGGAAUGUUCCCAUCCUGAUGUUUCUGAACAAAGUCGUGACUGCCUUAGCAGCAGGAUGUACAGUGGUAGUGAAGCCGGCAGAACAAACACCAUUAACUGCUUUGGCAUUGGCCGCACUGUUGAAAGAAGCUGGCAUACCUAAGGGUGUAGUCAACAUCGUGCCAGGAUUCGGAGAAGAUGCAGGAGUGGCGCUCACACAUCACCCUGAUGUUGCCAAAAUUUCCUUUACAGGAUCUUUGGAGGUAGGCAAACUGAUCCAAAAGGCAGCUGGAACAAACAAUUUGAAGCGUGUCACUCUCGAACUCGGAGGCAAGAGUCCACUAAUCAUAAUGAAUGACGCCGAUUUAAAUUUAGCCAUCCCUUAUGCUGGCAGCGGUGUAUUUUUCCACCAAGGACAAAUUUGCGUGGCUGCUUCCCGCUUGUACGUCCAGUCGGGUAUUUACGACAAAUUCGUGAAGGGGGCCGUUGAAUAUGCAAAAGCUAUCCGGGUCGGCAAUCCUUUUGACGAAUCAACUGUAAACGGACCACAGAUUGACGAGUCUAUGAUGAAUAAAGUUUUGGGCUUAAUAGAGACCGGAAAAAAAGAAGGAGCGAACCUACUGGCAGGUGGAGAACGUAUUGGUACCGCCGGAUAUUAUAUCCAGCCUACUGUGUUUGCAAAUGUUAAUGAUGAUAUGACUAUUGCUAAGGAAGAGAUUUUCGGUCCAGUCCAGAGCAUUCUAAAGUUCGAUACAUUGGAAGAAGUGAUCGAUCGCGCCAAUAAUACAAAUUACGGUCUUGCAGCUGGAAUCUUCACUACAAACCUUAACAACGCAUUGCAGUUUAGUAAGCAUGUCGAGGCCGGAACAGUUUGGGUGAAUAACUACCUGACAAUGGCACAUCAAGCACCUUUUGGAGGAUUCAAGGAUUCAGGAUUAGGCCGUGAAAAUGGUAGCAAAGCAGUUGAAGCAUAUUUGGAAGAGAAGACUGUCAUAAUUUCUCUCCCUAAAAAGCUUUGAAGGUGCCACUAAAAAUGUUUUAAUCAAUUAAAUGCUCAAUUCACAAUAGCCAAAUAAUAAUAUCCUAACUUAAAUGCACCGGAUAAUAUUAGAAUGACAAAUAAUUCAUUUUUGCGUGGUUCCAAUGAAGCUUCCCUUUGCCGCGUGAUAGUUUUUGCCUUUUAAUAUUACAAUGUAAAAAGUACCUUAUUGUUGUAUGCGUAUAAAAAAGAGUUUCAAUUUUUAGAUCAUUUAAAAUGUUAAAGUGUUCAAAAAAUAAUAAUUAAAUA
This is a messenger RNA of Bombyx mandarina (wild silkworm), 1836 nucleotides long. Its product is annotated as aldehyde dehydrogenase 1A1. NCBI's taxonomy places the organism in Eukaryota, Metazoa, Arthropoda, Insecta, Lepidoptera, Bombycidae. Gene Ontology annotation, molecular function: oxidoreductase activity, acting on the aldehyde or oxo group of donors, NAD or NADP as acceptor. The record is from RefSeq and is a predicted model, not a curated record.